UGUUGAACAUUUGAAAGUGGGACGGAAUCAGGAUGUCCAGCAAUUCAUCAAAAAAGAAUGACAAGAUCAUUCUACGAUUGAUCCAUCCUAUGAAUGGCAACAGCAAGGAGUUUAUGUUCACUCCAAACGAUUCAGCCUCCGAUGUAGCGCAAUUUGUCUUUGAGAACUGGCCACAAGAGUGGGAAAGUGAUCGCGUAUCGUCAUCAACUAUUCUACGCCUCAUUUAUCAAGGAAGGUUUAUUCAUGGUAACGUCACCUUAGGAGCCUUGCAGCUACCGGCAGGAAAGAUAACCGUGAUGCAUCUUAUGGCCAGGGAGACACUCCCAGAGCCCAAUUCACAAGGACAGAGAAACCGAGGAAAAACAGAAGAAAGUAACUGCUGUGUACUUGUGUGAUGAAGCUAGGGUCUCCACGUCAUGUUUGUCUCAGUUUGUUCUCUUCUUGUUCACCCCCCCCCCCCCCCUACUCUCCGACUCUCUCUGUCUUCAACGACCAAUCUCCAAAAAAACCGGCAACAACAACUUCUCUUGUGUCAACAGGAUGUCUCCCACUAGAUGGCUUGUCAAAUAAAGUAAUUUUUUUUAACGGCACUGUUGAGUUAAGUUACCAUUUUAUUGAAGCGCCUACGGCUUAAUUCACGGUUAAUCUUCACGAUUGUGAUCAAAACAACCUCAUCUAUGGAUUGAACUCCACAGAGAGGACAGGUCUUACGGAUGUUUGAAACAGAACAUUAGCAGAAACAUGUUCUCUAUUUGAAUUAGGUAAUCUAUGAAUCAGGUGAAUUUAUUUGAUACAUGUAAAUGAUGUUAUGAAUCUGCAUUUGAUCUGCAGACCCCCCCCCCCCUCGUUUAUACCUACAGAAUCGUUCACUGAAUUGAUAUGUGAACUAAAACCAAUUAGCGUUCUAGUAACAAAAAGGACAAAAUUACAGACAAAUCUGUGCCAUGUAUAAAAAUAGCCUUUUAGUGUCUGAUAAAAUUGGUGUGAAUAAUUUUUUGGCAAACAUGCAGACCUCACUUUUAGCGCCUUUGGUAUUUUUGUCAAAAUGUCGGCUGCGUUUCUGCCUUCAGUUUUUCUGUAAGUAUUUUUAUUUAAGAAACCAGUUAUUUUUAGCGAAGGGAUUGUACAAAAAUUCAAAUUGGUUCUUUGGUCGAGCAAAUACAAAAGAUAAAUUUACAGCAUUGGACAAUUUGAAAGACUAGUAACUUAAAAUGUGCAGUGAUAAUAUUGGCUUAGUCAUCUACAUGUACAUGUCAACUGAAGUCAAGUGAAACAUUAGUAUAUUUAGAAGAGAAAAGAAUAAUUGACAGGUAUCCUGAACUAAAUUUCCGUUUGGAUUGGAAAGGAAAAUUUCAAAUUGCAUUGCAUUCUUUCCCCAAACAGACAAACCAAUUUAAAGACCAGUACCUGCACCAUUCUGGAUACUUGAAGUGGGAACUGGGUGCGUUUUCAAGUUUGUGACGAAUCGUUUCUGUUGAAUUGGCCAUUGGUUAUCAACUGGCCAAUGACCAAAAAAGUUAUUGGCUAAAGUAGCGAAAAAAAGCCAUACAUGCAUCUUGAUGUUAGUUGAGUUAACAUAUAAAGUUCCACUAUAAUAAGUUUAACCAUCGUCACCAAUGCGGUACACUAACUUCAAAUUAGUACUCAUUUUCAGGUUCCAUCUGUAAAAAAAUGUAGUAGGGCCGUGUUCGAAUUGGUGUCUACAGCAACGACUACGGCUGUUGCUAUGUACAUAUGUUGCUAAUGGCGCCCUAUACCUCAAUGCAUGAUGAAGUGGCAAUCUAGCUGUAGCCGUCGAUUCGGACACGGCUGCAGUAUUUCCUAUGAGGCUAUAAUAUAAAUGUACGAUGUCAAGAGAGAUAAAUAGUAGUCAGAUACACAUCUACGAAGAUCUUUUGUGAAAAAUUGUAAAUAAUGACAAAAUAUUCCAAAUCGCCAUGUUGUGAAAACACAAUUCCAGGCACAAACAAAGUCAUCAACAUUUCUCAUGAAUUCCAGACUUGAUUGUUACCAAGAGCUUGAGUUCAUGUUUUUAUUUACUGCAUACUGCGCGAGUUUCUGAUGGUUGUUUACAGUUUGUUGUACUUUGUUGUUGCGCAAUUAACAGAGUUUCAGUAUCCUGAAUAGACUGUGCUAGUUUUGUUUGCACAAUGUUUGCGCAAGUUUUGUUCCACAAUGGGCUUAGUUGACGUGCGCAGCUUUUGUUUUCUUCACAAGUUUGAGGAAUGUAUGUGGAACUGUGAUCACCUUAGGUCCCCCAAGAUGUUGAAAUACACUCAAGAUUUGCACACUCUAUACCUGUUGGUCAUACAAAGUUGUAUAACACCCAAUGGGAGACGUUGGAAUGCUAGGUGGCAGCAGACUUACCAGGUACUUUUCCAUUGUUUACGUAGUUUUGCGUAUACAUGUACACUCAUUACUGAGAACAAUGGAUUGACCUGUCUGCUGCCACCUCGAGCCUCUAAAGUCCCGCAUUAAAUCCUUGUCAUUUGACUGGAGGAUUGUUGUCGGGUUCUAUACACCAUGCGUGUUUUCAUCCCGUACAAAAUGCCAUCGUUCCGGAUGCCAGGAAAACAUUUUACAAAUUGUUUGUUCUUACAAUUUUAUCCUUCAACCAAAUGUUUAAGAUCUACUUGGAUGUUAUGUCAAACAAUGAUGAAUGUUUUUCCCUCUUUGCAUUUGGGAGAAUUACAGUAAGAGAUGGAGUGUUCCAGUCACUUUCGCCUCGUUGAAUCGAACAUUCCAUGUUUCAACUCCUUAAAAUAUUCUCAUUGUUGCACCCAUAAAACAUUCAUUCUUUGUCUAGUAUUCAGCAUUAAGUUGUUUUGUUGGGUCUUUGCUUGUGCCUGAGUGCAUACGGUGUAGUUGUGUAUAUGUUGCACUUUAUUGCACUGUAUAUUAUAACUAUAUUUAAGAAGAUAAAACCAAAUAUGCAUUUGUGAAUUGGUCAGUACACUUUGAUGUUGAUGUAUAGUGACUGUUUCAUGUGUGAAACAAAUUGUGUAUCCAUAGAUUUGUUGGAUACACGUCAUUAAAGAGGCGCUGAUUGUAUCAUGCGAUUGGUACACACACGUACACACACACUAAAAGAAAACAGUUUUUGAUUGCUUACUGAAUGAACAAAAAGACGGAGAGUUUACAAUUGGUUGUUUUUAUUUUGGAAUUUUGAUGUUUGUUUAACGGACCUUAUUUUCUACAAGUAGACAUCAGUAUGGAGUGGAUGUUUUGAAUCAAUCAUUUAAUUUCCUGUAUAUAUACUCAAUGUCGAUUAUCGAGACAUCAGUGUACAGACAGUUUAAAAAACAGAGUGUUGCAGCUAUGUACAUUACACAACAUUUACAGCAGUGAACCAUAGCCAGUAGUCUAGUCUGUCAUGGUUUGUGUGUAGGAAGUCAAUUUUGGACUUAAAGUGAAGCAUAUUUACUAAAGAAAUUUCUAACGCUCCGCACAUUCUCAAGAGUUACGGUUAGAAUAUGAAAAAAUACAUUACUCAAGAUUCAAAACACGAUAUGAAAGUCUCAAGACUGUUGGUGAGAGUGUAUCAUACUUCCUGGGUAUGCAAAUGCGAUGCAAAUUUGGUGUGAAUUUGACGUCACAACCCCUCUUUUGCUGCGAUGUUCGAAGAGAGUUGAGCACAACUCAACUCAGUGCGAAUUUCGUUGCAAAUUUUUGACGUCAACAUUCGUAUCGCAUUCGC
This is a messenger RNA of Asterias rubens (European starfish), 3697 nucleotides long. Its product is annotated as ubiquitin-like protein 3. The record is from RefSeq and is a predicted model, not a curated record. The transcript is spliced from 5 exons. The coding region runs from base 33 to 395 and encodes 120 amino acids. Lineage: Eukaryota; Metazoa; Echinodermata; Asteroidea; Forcipulatida; Asteriidae.